Molecule: messenger RNA, 591 nt
Organism: Fusarium poae
Lineage: Eukaryota; Fungi; Ascomycota; Sordariomycetes; Hypocreales; Nectriaceae
Exons: 2
Coding region: 1-591 (196 amino acids)
Source: RefSeq, a predicted model, not a curated record
AUGUCUCGUCGUCCUCCAAAAGGCGAGUACAUCGAGACCGACACUGGUAACAAAGUCGCCCGUAAGGCCGUCCUCGUCGGAACUCAAAACAUCAUGCUCGGCGGCAAAACCGUCAUCCAACCCGAAGUCAUGAUCAGAGGCGAUCUCGCACGCACCGUCACCGCAUCUUCCUCCGGCAGCGCACCAGCCAAUAACACUGCCGUCGCUAUAGGCCGAUACUGCUUCCUCGCACGGGGCGUCUUGCUGCGUCCACCAGGCCGCAUGUACAAGGGCGCCUUUACAUAUAUGCCGCUGCGCAUAGGAGACCACGUAUUUGUUGGCCAGGGGACUAUCGUUCAGGCUGCUGCGGUGGGAAACCAUGUGCAGAUCGGAAAGGGGUGUACUAUCGGCGAGUUUGCCAUUCUCAAGGACUACGUUCAGGUUCUCGACGGGACGGUCGUGCCGCCUAACAUGGUCAUUCCUAGUUUCUCAAUUGUUGCGGGUCAACCGGCCAAGGUUAUCGGGGAGAUUCCUGAGGGGGGACAUGAGGAGUUUGAGUUGAGGGAUAUGUACAAGACUGUUGGAAACAAUCCUCAACCACCAGCGUCAUGA